GUGUGUGUGUACUCUCUCUCUCUCUGUCUCUGUGUUGAGGAGUCAGCAGAUAUGAGGGGUGAGCUGUACACUACGUUACAUUGGGAAACCUGAGAAAUUUCCACCUCAGAGGGGUGGGAACCUUGAAAAGAGAGCGCAGGUUCCCCCUGAGUUGACAUGAAGCUGACCACAUGCUGCUCCAGUCCACACUGUCACCACAUCUGCCUGUCGUCACUGCUGGGACCGCCACGCUCACCUACUGCCAUCAUGGUCCGCCUGGUCUUGAUGUUUGCUCUGGUCAUCAUUGGAUACGUUUAUGGAAGAAGACCUCCACCACCUCCUCUGCCUAUGAAGGAUGGCUGCUACCUGGUGUCUCCAGAGUUGACGUUAUUCAGAGUGGAAGGUGAGGCAGUAAUCCUCUCCUUCCCAAUGUUCAAGAGAGUGCUUCAGUUACGAAACAUCGCCCCCCUGACGGCAAAGUACAUCAUCUCCAAGGCCAACGGGACAGAGGGUGGGAUCCAUCAGGACGGGGUGCGUGUCCGGCAGAGGAACCAACAGCUGUGGUUCCUCCCAGCGAACGCUUCAGACUCGGGGGAAUAUAUCUGCACUUACAGAAAUGAAACCUACUGUGUCACUGGGAGUAUCAAGCUACAAGUGUACGAGGCCACUUCUGUUGACAUGAAGAAACUGUCCUAUCCAAUCCGUGCCAUGGUGGGAGAGCAGAAUGUGCCACUCAGAUGUUCCAUAGAAGACUUCAAAAAGCCAGACAGUGUGAUCAGGUGGUAUAAGGACUCCAGCUCCACUGACCGUCAGCUCAUCAGAGGGGGCUCCUUCCGCCGGGGCAACGCCAAACUAAUAAUCCCUUACGUGAAGCGAUCCCACGCAGGUGUCUACACCUGCGAGCUCAGAGUGCUCAUCGACAACCAGCAGUACAAAAUCAGCAGGACCCUCAUGGUCCAUGUAGAAGGUGUAGACCCUGAAACUCCCACUCCCACUGUGGCUGACCUCUCCGUGACCUCUAACCCCGGGCUCAUCAGCAGCAGCAGCCACACGACACCUCACACUCUGGUAAUACAACCACCUGUGAUUAUGUCUCCGCUGAAUGGAACCAUUUUUGAAAGUCUACAUGGCUCAGGACUGGAGCUGUUUUGCAAUGUGCUCACCGACUGUCAGAUGGCUGAUGCUACUACAGUCCAAUGGCUGGUCAACGGCCAAUCAGUGGAGUCAUCAUACCUUGAUAACCGGGCUUUGCAGGGGGGUAGAAGGGUAACCAGGGUGUCUGAUGACUGCCAGAUUGAGCUAAGGCUAAUCUUUGUUGAGAUGACUGAAGAAGACGAAAAGAUGGAGCUGAAGUGUGUCGCCGAGAAUCAAGGAGGGAGACAGGAAGUUGUCACACUGUUUCAGCUUGAAGACUCCACAUUCACAUGGCUGGUGGUAGGUGCGGUGGCCAUAUCCUGCUUCCUGACUGUGGUUUCUGUCUUCCUCUACGUCCUCUGCAAACCUAGAAGGAAAACGAAAAUGGACUACAUUCUGGCUCGUCAGCACAGCACUUUCUAACUCUGCUUGUGUACACGCUCCCUUCACAAACGUCUUCAUUGUGUCUGCUGUUACAGGAAACCAGUGUUUCAUGCAUUGUGCACAUGUGAUGUUGUGCAGUAUAACCACUGCGUCUUGUUUGGAAGUCAGCACUCCUUUCAUGGGGAUUCCAUGACUUUACAUCAGUAGCUGCGUUCGCCUGCUGUGACGUGACAGUCCUCCGUCUCCUCAUCCUCGACUGAAAAUUACUCAUGGAUUUUUUUUUGUGUUACUUUUGGUUUUGUAUGUGCUACUGAGUUGAUUACAUGCAUUUAGUUUAUUUGGGGGGGAUUAUUACCUCAGGGAGUUAUCUUGCACAAUAGGGAAGUAUUCAGUCCAUUUGCAAACCUGCAUGUCUCCACAUUUGUACUCCAUUAACCAAUCGAAUCUUUCAUUGUUGAAAGAUGUGUAUGUUUGACUGAAUGUAGCAUUUUUUAAUGUGUUAAAUUACCACUCUAUUAAAUGUAUGUAAUGGUG
Messenger RNA from Acanthopagrus latus (yellowfin seabream), 2031 nucleotides. RefSeq names its product interleukin-1 receptor type 2. Gene Ontology annotation, molecular function: interleukin-1 receptor activity. The record is from RefSeq and is a predicted model, not a curated record. The transcript is spliced from 10 exons. Bases 157 to 1536 code for a protein of 459 amino acids. NCBI's taxonomy places the organism in Eukaryota, Metazoa, Chordata, Actinopteri, Spariformes, Sparidae.